AUGAACCUCGAGCUGCUAGACCCGUUCGCCAAAACCGUCCCGGACCAUGUGGAUUCCGUCCUGAGCUACGGCGUGGAGGACGCCACGGUAUGCUGCUUCGGCAAGAGGGGGGCCUACCUGGCGGUGGGAUACGCGACGGGGAUCGUAGUCAUCUGGGACUUUGUUACCAGAGGCAUCGGCCGCGUGGUAGAGGCGCACGCCAGAGCCAUCACGGCUCUCAGUUGGGCAAGGGGCGGUCGUCGUCUGCUGUCGGCCUCUCACGACCAGCGGCUGCACUACUGGGCGCUGGAGCCGCCCAGGCCGGAGCUUAUCCGGGUCAUCUGCCUGGACUCGCCCAUCAUGUCGGCUCUGAUGUUACCCGGAAAGUACCCGCGUGCGAUGGCGCUUACGGCCGACGGGGUCGCUCACGUGGUGGACAUCAAGGAGAACACGGCUGACGCCGUCAGUCCAGCCGCAGCGACGAUUAUCUCGCCGCCCUCUGCCGCCUCUUCCGCUGGAAACCCCAGCCCGGCCAAGAAACCCAGACCCGCCGGCCAGGCUGCUGCUGCCGCCACCGCCAACCGUGGGCCGGCUCUGCCGGCGGUGCUGUGCCUCGCCCUCGACCGGAGAGCAUCGCGGGUGUGCCUGGGCACGUGCCAGGGUCAGGUUCUCUCGGUUGGCACCAAGGACGGGGAUGUUUCUGCCUCCAUGACAGUUGCGGGCUGUGCGAAGGUGAAGCAGAUGGACUUGAGCCGGGACGGUAAGUGGAUGCUGGUCAACGGCGGCGAGAGGGUGAUACGGAUGCUGGAGCGGGAGAGCACCACUGGGAGGUCUGUGAGGGAUUUUCAAGACGUGGUGAACAGAACAAGGUGGCAGUGCUGCCGUUUCACGGGGGAUUCGGAGUACAUCGCGGGAGGGAGUCGGGCGGAGGGUACGUGCAGCAUCUACCUCUGGACCAUCGAGGGGCACCUGGUGACACGGUUGGAGGGACCCAACCUGGGGUUGCUAAGCCUGACGCGGCACCCGGUGCGGCCGUUCUUGGCUGCCGCCCUGACGAACGGAAAGGUCCAACUGUGGGGAACCACUCCCAUCGCCAACUGGACUGCGUUUGCGGCAGAUUUCGAGGAGCUGGAAGAGAACGUGGAGUACGUGGAGAAGGAGGACGAGUUUGACGUGGUCGUGGAGGAGGGUGACCCAGAGGGCACCAAGCGCAAGGCGGAGAAGGAGAAGCAGCAGGAGGAGGAGGCUGUCGUGUCCAUCGAUGCGAUCGAUACGGUGGACGCCUGGAGCACGGACUCGGAGGGGGAGGACCGCCUGCAGCCCUUCUACCUCUCCACCGAGCCUGGCGCGGCCGCCAGGGAGGGUUGGUACGACCUAGACGUGCAGACCUCCAAGAGGGGGAUCUCUUCCAAGCCGGGGGGAGGGCGCUGGGAAGAUAAGGAGGAAUGGACGAGCGUGCGGACGGGGGACGGCGGAGGCGUGAAGAAAGGGGGCGGCGGCGCGAAGAAAAAGAAGCCGUCGAACCGGGAGUUCGGCAAGAGGGGCAAGAGCCAUGCCGGAACCGCCAAUGCGGACGCCAACGGCAGCGCCAGAGGUCCGGUUCCGCCCGGGCGUAGCGCGGGCGGAAGCGGUAGGGCCGGGGUGGAGGAGGACGGCAGCCGAAGCAGCGGCGAGCGUCACAACUCGACUCCCGCAGCCAGCGACAGAAAACUGACGACCGUUUCCGCGGCGGCAGACGAGGGGGGUCCUUCGUCAGCGGGGGCCCCGCAGACGGGGCCGGUGAAGAGGCCAAGGGAAGAGGAGGAAGAGCACUAG
Messenger RNA from Ectocarpus siliculosus, 1794 nucleotides. Lineage: Eukaryota; Phaeophyceae; Ectocarpales; Ectocarpaceae. The record is from the annotation of a GenBank genome assembly.